This is a messenger RNA of Bursaphelenchus xylophilus (pine wood nematode), 6280 nucleotides long. The record is from the annotation of a GenBank genome assembly. NCBI's taxonomy places the organism in Eukaryota, Metazoa, Nematoda, Chromadorea, Rhabditida, Aphelenchoididae.
AUGGGACACUAUAAUGACCAAGUAGAUGAUGUAGCAGGGCCGUCAACCUCAUUUACGUCUAAUGUAAGAAAAUAUUAAUAGCAAAAAAUUUUGGCUUUAGCCGACGCAGGAUGAAUUACAGCAAAAGGCAGCCGAAUUACGGCAAAGAUUAUUGGAAAAGCGCAAAUUGAUCCACAAUGGAGAGAACAAAGCGCAUAAUAAAGGAGGAAUUGUUAAGGAGGAGGUCAUUGAAACAAUAUCAGAGUUUUUGGACUCAGAUCAUGCAAAAGAAAGAGCAGAGGAGCUGAGAUUGAGGCUAAUGUUGAAGCAGAAGAUGGCUAGUAAAGUAAAAAAAGCAAGUCUAUUCCGUUUUUUAUUUAAUUAAUGUUUCGGAAGAAGAUUUGGAGCCAGAAAUAAAAAGGAAAUCACUUGGAAGUAGUUUUGGUAAGUGUACUGUUACCUAAAUUUUUUUGUUUAAUUUUAGACCAUGAUGAAAGGUAUUAUGUGCAGCCUAGCCCAUCAACUGACGAUGAAGUUGAUGCGAGAACGCCUGAUAUUGGAGACAUGAGGUUUGAAGACAUGACGGAAGAACAGAAGGGUCAGGUAAGUGAAAAACCUUAUCUGAUUUUUGUUAAUUAGUUGAGUCCGGAUGAGCUCCAUUUAAAAGAACAGCAAUAUCAGCAGCGUCUAAUUGCUCGUCUUCCUCCAUUUUAUCCCGGGAUUUUUGGGUCUAGAAGUGUUAAGGAAUAUAAAUUCAUACGUCGUAUCGAGGAAGGGACAUUUGGAAUCGUUUACGAAGCCUUGGAGUUGGACAGCGAUGUCACCGUGGCUUUAAAGAGAUUGAAAUUAAAUAAUGAGAAAGAAGGAUUCCCUAUCACUUCUUUAAGGGAGAUCAAUAUGCUAAUGAAAUGUAGAUUACAUAAAAAUAUCGUUCGACUUAUCGUAAGUUUCUAUCGAAAGCAGUCUUACAUUUCGUUCUUAUUAAUGUCAAUCUCGGAAUAGAUAAUGUUACUUGUUUUAUACCUAGGAGGUGGUGACCGGCUCGACAAUGGACAAGUUUUAUUUGGUCAUGGAGUAUGUUCCCCAUGAUGUAAGAAAGCUGAUCAAGUUGAUGGUUAAGAAGAACAAACACUUUACAAUUGGUAAUUCUUGUUUUCGCAUUCUUUGACUUUAGUCUUAGCACAAACCAAGACAUUGAUGUUGCAAUUAUUAAGUGGAAUAUCAUUCAUGCAUUCGGAAUGGGUGAUUCACAGAGAUCUCAAACCCUCGAACCUUUUGUUAACUCAUGACAAUGUCCUGAAAGUAAGUGCACAUAUACAGGGUGGGGCAUCUUUGUGGCUCGAUUGAUUUGAAUUGGCUAUAACAUCAUUUCUUUAUUUUUGACAAGGAAAGUACUUCUAUGGGGUGUGGAAUUACCGGUCGAGAUAUACACUCCAUUUCAAAAUGAUAGACACGCCUAUAAAAUCUGCGAUUGCGGCGUCGACAUGCAGUUGACGGAUACGAAACCUUUACAGAUUGAAAGAGGAGGUUUGAAAACCUAUACCAAAAAAUAAUCUUUCUUAUUGCACUGAAAUUGCACUUUGCACAAAAGAUUUUCCAAAUUUUGGGUGUUUCAAAAAGAUAGACACGGUUGCUAUUUUUGCUAAAAACUUGCGAGUAUGGGCCCCAUAGGUCCUGAAAUUAUUAGUAUGACUGUAUUGCAACUGUCUGGACUUUACUGAGCUCAAAAUGCCCAAAUUUUUAUGCAAUUUUCUCGGAAUUGCACAUAUACUUCCAUUUUUUGCAAUCUGACCUGCAUCUGUCAGAAGUCCACUUUCCAUGGGUACAGACAGUGCAGAUGCGACCUAUCGUAUGUAAUGGACUAGAUCCAGUCGCUUUUCACUGGUAUGCAACAAAAAAAUGCGUGGAAAUUGCAACGAAAACUGAUUUUGCAACGAUAGUCGUCACUUUUAAAGCUUCUCAAGCGGUUGCCUGUCGUUUGCACAACCCAAAAAGCCCUGAACUAUCUUGACAAACCACAGAAAAACGUUAUUGCAUAAGCCUUAUGUCCAGGUUCCGUCGGGCCAACGCCAGAAAAGGUCAAGUUUCCAAAAGGCCGUUUUUGACCCAUUUUUAAGCCUACUUUGCAGAGAUUUGCAAAAGAAUAGUGAUCUGCGGACCCGCAGAAGCAAAGCUGCACAUGCUACUGACCUAAACGUUUUUAUAAGACCCUAAACAUUCCAGCCAUGAAGUUUUUCUUCGCACCUAGCUUGUUUCGAAACGUAGGGUAGCCUUCAAAGCUGACCAUGUCGCAGCGGAAUCAGUUUUUGUUGCAAUUUAUACGCAUUUCUUUGUUGCAUACCACUGAAAACUGACUAGAUCUAGUCCAUUACAUGCCAUAGGUCGCCUCUGCACUGUCUGUACCCAUGGAGAGUGGACUUCUGACAGAUGCAGGUCAGAUUGCAAAAAAUGGAAGUAUAUGUGCAAUUCCGAGAAAAUUGCACAAAAAUUUGGGCAUUUUGAGCUCAGUAAAUUCCAGACAGUUGCAAUACAGUCAUACUAAUAAUUUCAGGACCUAUGGGGCCCAUACUCGCAAGUUUUUAGCAAAAAUAGCAACCGUGUCUAUCAUUUUGAAACACCCAAAAUUUGGAAAAUCUUUUGUGUAAAGUGCAAUUACAGUGCAAUAAGAAAAAUGAUUUGUUGGUAUAGGUUUUCAAACCUCCUCUUUCAAUCUGUUAAGGUUUCGUAUCCGUCAACUCAACCCCGACACCGCAAUUGCAGAUUUUAUAGGCGUGUCUAUCAUUUUGAAAUGGAGUGUAUAUCAAAAAAUUCGCAAAAAUUUUCUGAUUCAGAAUAUAUAUAAAUUAGCUGCCUAAUUUUGGUCUAAUGACAUGUUUUUGUCCUCAGAAGUUUUCUCGCGACACCAUGCAUCUGUCUUUUUGACCGUGUUUUUACCAGUAAAAAAAUUUUGUUUUGUGCUAAACUAAAUUCUGAGGCCUUGACAAGCCUUAAAAUAUCAAAUUGGAUUACAACUACACUUUAAAAGUAGUUCCAAUGUAAAAAAUGGGAUCUAGUGUGGCAAAAAGGACCGAACCCGUUUCCCUCGGAUUUCCAACCCAGCGCUCUAACCACUCGGCCACACCGCUCUCUUCCGAAGGAAGAGACCGAGCGCGCUUUUGUUGCCGCAGAUUUUUUUCCUCGAGAAAAACAUUUAUUGAAAAAACUCGCUGAUAGACCAAAAUUAGGCAGCUAAUUUAUAUAUAUUCUGAAUCAGAAAAUUUUUGCGAAUUUUUUGAUAUAUAUCUCGACCGGUAAUUCCACACCCCAUAGAAGUACUUUCCUUGUGAGCCAAAUGUGAAAAAAAAAUUUCCCCUGAAUCCUCAGACUCUCCCAUUUUGAUAUCAAAUAUGUUAUUGGAAUCUAUAAAUAAGUCAUCUUCAUGGUAAUAAUCAAAACAUCUUGAAAAAUGUCGAAAAUUGGUUGUGUCUGUAACGGUGGGAGAUAGUGGUCCCGGGUUCAGAAGUCUUAGAAUUUUGAGUAGAAUAGUUUGGAACAAAAAAAACUAAAAAAUGCCACUCCAAAGGGGCGAAACCCGGAGGGCAUAGAUAUGAAAAUUUUGAAAAUCCGCAAAGGUGGGGAAAAGGUUUGGCCCCAGACAAAGUAAAAUUUUCCAUUAAGCUAGGGACAAGUCGAAAAAUUUCAAACGUUAUGGCUCAAAUUUGGUUAAAAAAUUUCGUCUUCAAACGCCCAUAACUCCUGAUAAGAUCGAAAAUUCUAAAAUUUAAUAACUUCAUAAGACUUUGAAUUUGAGCAUCUACAGCCAUACCGAAGGACAGGCCAAGUUUUUUUGUUCAACACAACAUUCCAUUUAGAGAGUUUAACAACCGAAAGCCGUGAACGAAAAUUUUGCUUUUUUGUUUGUUGUGAAUUUUUGCUGCAGUCUAAAAAAUAGCUAUAACAUGCUUGGUAUUAAACAAAAUGGGAGAGGCUGAGGAUUCAUUGAAAAAAAGAAUUUUGACAUUCGACCCAAAAAGAAAGAAGUUAGAGCCAAUUUAAAUCGGGCUACAUAGAUGCCCCACCCUGUAUUUAAUUUAUGGAUGAUAUUGUUAAGAUUGGUGAUUUUGGAUUGUGUCGAGAAUACGGAGACCCAUUGAAGCCCUACACUCCAGUUGUUGUCACAUUGUGGUAUCGAUGUCCAGAAUUGCUUUUGGGUGCCAAGGUAAGUAAGAAUCGGUAUAUCCAUUGUUUCUAUUAUAGUUAUAUAGCACCAAAGUGGACAUGUGGUCGAUUGGGUGUAUUUUCGGAGAGUUCCUCAAGUUAAAACCGAUGUUUCAAGGAAGUUCCGAGAUAGAUCAAUUGAAUAAAAUAUUUUUGGUAUGUAAAUGUCCCAUCCAGCAGCGUUAUUAUUGUGCUUUAGGACACUGGAGUGCCCAACGAGACAGUUUGGCCUGGCUAUAAAGAUCUCCCGGGGAUUCCGAGAUGCAUAUUCCCGUCUGCUCCCUUCAAUCAAUUCAGAUCCAAGUAUCUGAAAGACGUUUGCAGUGAAAAUGGGCUUGAUCUCUUGCAACGGUACUAUUAUCUAUAAUUGUAUACAUCUUUAAGAUUACUCGCUUUAUGUCCGGAACGUCGAAUCUCAGCGGAAGAAGCGUUGAAACAUAAAUUCUUCACAGAGAAGCCAGAGCCGGCUUCAUUUGAGAGCUUUCCAACAUGGCCCGAGAAUCUCGAGAAAUUCAAAAACCCUCCUGUAUUCCUAGAUCCGCCUUAAUGUUUUCUUUGUUACUCUACGGGUACAAUAAAAUAAGCCGUUGUUAUUGUUGGUAACCAGAGUUACCGUCUGUUAAAUGCAGUAUUUGUACUUUUGACAAGUUUUUUGGAAUAACAUUGUGUUUAGAUCCUGGCUCUGAGUCAGUCCUUGAAUUCAAGUCAACGGAUUUUAUGUCGUUGUCAAGGUAUUGGAUUUACACCACCAAGCCAGAAGAAGCCUUCAAAAAGGUCCUUGUUCUCUGCUCUGGGAUUUUUGUGGGAGCCAAGGCGGUCACUUUUUAUUACAAUCCCUUGGAGGUAUUUUUUUUUUAUUCUUAUGUUAUGAGUGUUCCCUUUUUUACUUUAUUCUGGAUUUUUUAGGACUUCCACCGCGAGCUGGAAGAAGGAAAGCGACUUCUCCUCAUCAAAUACCGUAAUCGCUACUUUGAAAAAGGACUCGAUAAGAUCGCUGAAGCCUCAAAAAAAGAUGAAAUCGCAACAGGGAUACCAGAGUCUGAUUGAGAACGAUUCUUUAUUCAAGCAAGCGUUUAAAAAAUACAAGAAAAGGAAUGGGAAGGUCGAUUUGGAUGAUGUUAUUGAUGUCAAGAUGACAGAUUCAAUAAAAGGAAUAGUAUGUAGACCAAUUCAGACGGAUUUAAAAUUGGAUAACGUUGGGAUUGGCUUAAGGUAAGAUUAUUUUAAAGUUUGUUGCAUUUUUGCAGGCCAAUCUCUGAAUGGUCCUUGGCUACUUUAACUCAUCGACCCGGCCUUUAUAUUUUAAACAAUAUAAUUACUGAAGAAGGACAAAUAGAGCUUGCAAAAAAAUGUCUUUUGGAAUAUUCAGAACCGCCGAAUGUCACUAAUCUGACGGUAGAUGGCUCCUACAACCAAUCAGAUGUCUUCUUGAAUAGAUCGGAAAAGUUGAGAUGGGUUACCAUGGGGAAUGAUUACAAUUGGACUGAUAAAAUUUACGCUGAUCGCCCCAGAAACAGAUUGCCCGAUGAGAUUGUCAAGUUUGCUGAUCUUGUUUCCAGAAUAUUGGGUCUGGGACCCAUGGCUCCGGAUGCUGUUAUUAUGAACUUUUACCCAUCAAAAGCAACACUGUCCCCGCAUGUGGAUAGGUAAGAUAAUCUGAGGUGAUAAGUUUUGUUUCAGGUCCGAAAGAAGCAUAGAGAAGCCAUUGAUAUCGAUAAGUCUUGGGCAGUCGGCGAUUUACCUCUCUGGUGGGGCUUCCUUGGAUGAUCCGAUUGAUCCUAUUCUCCUUCAUUCUGGUGAUGUUCUGGUCAUGCAUGGAGCCCAAAGACUAGUGUACCACGCUGUGCCAAGAAUACUGAAGUUGAGAAGAUUCUCGAAGAUGGAAGGUAUAAACGAGAGGGUUCUGGAGUACAUCAAUAAUUGUCGAUUGAAUAUAACAAUCAGGCAGGUGGAUGAGAGGACAGAAGAUAAUGGAUUAAGUGAGGGGAAACACCUAGUGUCAGUAAAACAAGGGGAUCAGGGAGAUUCACUGCUGCGGUUGGAGAAACAAAAGAUCGAAAGCGGAAGUCUGCAGAUACCGCGGAAUGCUGACAUAUCAGCAUGA